AUGUCCAAUGGUGUAUGGAAAGUAAUUCAACGCCGCCAAGAUGGAUCUGUAGACUUUUAUAGAGAUUGGGAUGAAUACGUGGAUGGAUUUGGGACCACAAUAGGAGAAUACUGGCUUGGUCUUAAAUACAUAAACAUAUUAACAACAAUUGGCAGUGAACUUUAUAUAGAAAUGGAAACGUUUGAACAUGAUUAUGUUUCACCCGCAUCAGCUUUUGCCGAAUAUUCCACCUUUAAAGUCAAUGGCGAAAGUGACGAAUACAGGUUGUCAGUAUCGGGAUAUAAUGGAAACAUAACGGCUGGAAAUUAA
This is a messenger RNA of Ruditapes philippinarum (Manila clam), 309 nucleotides long. RefSeq names its product ficolin-2-like. Lineage: Eukaryota; Metazoa; Mollusca; Bivalvia; Venerida; Veneridae. The record is from RefSeq and is a predicted model, not a curated record. The coding region runs from base 1 to 309 and encodes 102 amino acids. The transcript has a single exon.